Diabrotica balteata is the source of this 985-nucleotide messenger RNA. The record is from the annotation of a GenBank genome assembly. Lineage: Eukaryota; Metazoa; Arthropoda; Insecta; Coleoptera; Chrysomelidae.
GUAUACCAAAAACCAUAACCAUAAAAAUAAAAUUUUUAAUUCUAGGUGUAGAUAUUAAAAAUUAAAUUAUUUAGGUAUUAAGAAUAGAUGUAAAAUGUUAACAAAUAUAUCAUCCAAGAUUCGUAAUUGUGCUUGCUCAGUUAGAAAAUAUUCUGUAGCUACACUAUCUUCAACAGAAAAUAGAAUAAAUGUCGAACCUCGCACACUUGCCUUUCCUCCAAAAUAUCAAGAACCUCGACAAGUUUGGUUGGAAAGUUUAGAUACUAUAGACGAAAGAAAAUUGGGUAUUCUUGAGCUGCAUCCUGAUGUUUUUGCGACUAAUCCAAGGAUAGAUAUUAUACAUCAAAACGUUAGAUGGCAAACUUUAUAUAGAUAUGUAAGUUUUGCUCAUACAAAGUCAAGAUUUGAAGUGCGAGGUGGAGGUCGAAAACCGUGGCCACAAAAGGGUUUGGGACGUGCUCGACAUGGUUCAAUUAGAAGUCCACUUUUUAGGGGUGGAGGAGUUGUUCAUGGACCAAAGUCUCCAACCCCUCAUUUUUAUAUGAUUCCAUUCUAUACUCGUUUGCUGGGGUUGACUAGUGCACUUUCAGUAAAAUUUGCCCAAGAUGACUUGCAUGUUGUGGAUAAUCUAGAUCUGCCAACUGAUGAACAAAGUUAUAUAGAAGAACUGGUAAAAAGCCGCUUUUGGGGUCCUUCUGUUUUAUUUGUAGAUGUGGAAGAUGUUAUGCCUAGGAAUAUCACAGUAGCAACUGAUGAAGUGAAACAUUUUAAUCUAAUGCCUUCAUAUGGUCUAAAUGUUUACUCCAUGAUGAAAUAUGAUACAUUAGUUUUGACAAGGGCUGCUGUAGAUCACAUAGAAAACAAACUUCUGGAGCAUUUACACAAAAAUGAUACUAGAGCAGUGAUGUCGAAAUAUAAAUUGGAUCAAAAGUGAAGUUGUUUAUUGCUUUUAUAAGAUUAUAGAAUAAAUAAAAAAUAUAACUGU